AUGAGCAACAAAGAUCGAGUCUAUGUUGCUCUUUACUUUCGACAAGGCAUAUCCAAUGAACCUGCCUUGAGACAAGAAUAUCAACACGCCGCCUAUCAUUGGGCCAUCCUCGUUAUGCCGAAGAGUAGCGAAGGGGAGGGAUCCACGUACGAUGUCAAGUACCAGGAUGCCUAUUCCAACCUACCUGGUUCUGGCGGCUGGGGAUACUUCUAUAGAGGUGAAGCCGAUAUGCGCCAGAGUCGUGCUAUUCUUGGCCAAGUGAUGAUUGGCAAGCUUCCUAAAAAUAUCGGCUCCGGCGAUGUCGACCAAAUGCUGCGCCGCAUUCCUAUUCCCCAAGACAACACCGACCCUGUCCAGAACUGUGUUUCUUGGCUUGUUCAUGCUAUUCAGGAGCUCCAGCAGCAUGAAUGUGCCGAGCAAUUUGAUGUCAACCAAUUCAUGAACGAUGCUCUGCAACUUGGAGAUAGAAAAGUCUCCCAGGAUCCAUUGUUGAGGAGCCAACCAUUCAAAGAGAAUUACACGUCACGCAAGUUCCCUUAA
Molecule: messenger RNA, 540 nt
Organism: Endocarpon pusillum Z07020
Lineage: Eukaryota; Fungi; Ascomycota; Eurotiomycetes; Verrucariales; Verrucariaceae
Exons: 1
Coding region: 1-540 (179 amino acids)
Source: RefSeq, a predicted model, not a curated record